UUUAUUGGGCUAUUUUGUCAUGCUUCUGUCUCCCCAGCACCAGCCCUAGAAACAAUCCGUCUUCUUCGCUCUGCCCGUCAUAAAAAUCAUGUCCAAACCUUAACUCGCCUUCUUAUCUAUCCACGCGCGGCAGCUACUUUUCCUUCCAGUUUGCAGGCCAGAUAUUUGAUGGAAUGCUUAUGAAAGUUUAAUUCUCAACUUGGUCGUUGAGUUCCUACUUGUCAGCUCUCGACCGCAUCGUCAGAUUGAAUCAUAUGAAGUAAUGCAGGCUAUAAAUGGGAUGAUUCGUGUUCUUCAUAAAAACCCAUUAGCUAGAUCACUCUGGGCUCGCAAUUCUUGCUCAAAAUUAUUCGUUGGAGGGCUUUCAUAUGAUACCAAUGAGACUGCUUUGAAGAAUGCUUUUGAAAAAUAUGGUGAAAUCAUUGAAGCAGUUCGAGUCAUCGCUCAUCACGUGAGUGGGAAAUCGAGAGGGUUUGGAUUUGUGCGAUUCACUUCUGAAGCUUCAGCCAAUGUAGCUUUUAAGGAAAUGCAUUCCAAGGCAAUGGCCGGUGACAGUGGUUCCGGGUUGACUGACGCGCUCUGCUACAUCUCGGAUCUGACAAUAAACGCAAGUGCAUAUGCCACCACUGAGCUUGUCCAAUUCUGGUCCAACACCGACGAACCAGCAACAAUAUGGCCUUCCGACAUUCCAACCUCCACCAGCUCAUGCUCAGAACCAUCACAUGAUGCCUCCUGUGUUUUGGAAACUAUUUUACUCCUUAACGAGAAUAAAUAACAGAUUCGUAUCUCGAAACUUAUCUCAAAUAGAUUCAAUCACAAGAUUAAUUAAGACCUGCUGGUGCUUUUUCUUUCGUUUCUUUUUUUUUCUUUAAAAUAAAUGGAGCUUCAACUCAAGCAAAAACAAAA
Messenger RNA from Gossypium arboreum, 906 nucleotides. RefSeq names its product glycine-rich RNA-binding protein 4, mitochondrial-like. Gene Ontology annotation, molecular function: RNA binding. NCBI's taxonomy places the organism in Eukaryota, Viridiplantae, Streptophyta, Magnoliopsida, Malvales, Malvaceae. The coding region runs from base 263 to 775 and encodes 170 amino acids. The transcript has 5 exons. The record is from RefSeq and is a predicted model, not a curated record.